AUGCUAGACAUUGUGAACACAAUGUUAUCCAAAAAUCCCAAGAUGAUCAAAGAAGUGGACGCACUUGGGUGGACGCCCUUACACUACGCAGCGUUUUGGGGAAACCUUGAAGCAACUCGAUUGUUGAUGCAAUGUGAUAGCUCUGCUGCUUACCUCUUGGACAAAUCUGGAUUAUUGUCAGCUCUCCACGUCGCCGCCUAUGUAGGACGUGCCAUAGUUUUGGAAGUGAUGAUUCGAUGUCGGCCCGAUGCAUGUGAUUUGCUGAAUGCCAAAGGCCAAACGAUUCUGCACGCUACCGUUUUAGGUGGACAAAUAAAUGUUGUUGAGUUCAUAUUGCAGACGAAUAAGCUUGAUGGGCUUAUAAACGACGCAGAUAAAGAUGGCAACACUCCUUUGCAUCUCGCUGCAGCUUACCCUCAUUUGGAAAUUGUUGAACUCUUGGCAUCCGAUCAUAGAGUUGAUAAGACUGCAAUCAAUAAAAAUUUCUCGAAGACAGCCGAUAUUUUUCUUGGAGAUAGUUUUGGACGGGAUGCCUUCAAUAGUCCGCUUUUGUUCAACCUGGGACGCUCUAGUGGUGUCCCAUUUUUCCAGCAACAAAUCGGACCGAUUCUGGACAAAAGAAACUGGAUUGAUUCUAACUGA
Messenger RNA from Prunus armeniaca (apricot), 642 nucleotides. Lineage: Eukaryota; Viridiplantae; Streptophyta; Magnoliopsida; Rosales; Rosaceae. The record is from the annotation of a GenBank genome assembly.